CGUCCUGGAUCUCUGUUGUGUUUUUUUUUUUUUUUGUGCCUCUUUCUCUUCAGUUCUCUCAUUUUUUAAAUCAUUCUUUUACUCUUGUAUCAGCCGGGUGUUGGUGCAACAGUUCUGCUUGUAACCACAAUAGUCUGAUUAUGUUUAUUGAUUUUAAUAUCAAAAUAAUAAAAACCAUUAGCACCCCUCCGUGACUCCGUGAGUCUUUCGUGUACUGACGCGCCCUCGGCUGGGUCACACAACUGUCCUGCCCUGGUCGGGUUCCUGAAGAGCCUCCAAACAACUGAGAAAUGAGGGAUCACAGGGGAGAGAUGUGGACGUCAACACAGUCAUGAAUUCUAGAUGUGAUCAUUCAGAAAUCAAAGCUGCUCAUUGAGCUAUUAGCUUUAUUUAGGAUCCAACUGAGGCACUACGUUUCUUCGAGUUUAGUUCAGGUUCCAGUGAAUGAAAAUGAAUCAAACUUCACAAAUACAAUCUUUAUAUACUAUAAAAACAUGCAGAAAUAUGGUAUAAGCAUGGCCACAAAUGGUUUGUUUGACAUCGUGUCCUUACUAAAGUUAAAGUUAAGUUGGUUAAUCUUAAACCUUUUCCUGCCUCACGCCUUUGCUGCUGAUUCGCACUCCGCGGAACCCGCUCAAACUUGGACUCGCUGAGUUGCCGUACCAAAACAAACAUGGCGUCUUCCGGGGACGUUCAUGUCAAAAUUUGUGCUCAAGAAAUCAUCAAGUAUGAUUUGGAAAUUAAAGCCCUCAUUCAGGACAUCAGGGAUUGUCCGGGGCCUCAGCUGGCGCUCACGGAGCUCAACUCUCAGGUCAAGGAGAAGUUCAACAAGCUGAGACUCAGAAUACAGGAUCUGGAGCAGAUCGCUAAAGAGCAGGACAAAGAGUCCGACAGACUGAUGAUUCAAGCCGACACUGAGAGCCAGCGGAGGCAAAUGCUCAGCAACCAGACGGCGUGGCGCAAGGCGAACCUGGCUUGUAAGCUGGCCAUCGAUAACAUGGAGAAGGACGAGCUGCUGCGUGGCCCAGAGACCCAGAGCACCAGGCAGAGGAAAGCAACUAAAGAAAGUCUGGUGGAGACCAGCAGCAACAUCACAGAGAGCCUGAUGUCCAUCAGCAGGAUGAUGGCGGAGCAGGUGAAGCAGAGCGAGGACAGCAUCAGCACGCUCGCCACCUCCUCCAGGACGGUGCAGGAGACCAACGAAGAAUUCAAAAACAUGACGGGAACCAUCCACCAGGGACGGAAGCUGAUCCUCAAGUACAAUCGGCGGGAACUGACGGACAAGCUGCUCAUCUUCCUGGCGCUGGCGCUCUUCCUCGCCACCGUUCUGUACAUCCUGAAGAAGCGACUCUUCCCCUUCAUAUGAGCUUCUGACAGACGUCUGGCUGCUCUCGCACCAGGUUUGACAUGUUGCCACACGGACAGCGAAGUGGCGCAGCUGGUUCCUCAGCAGCUGUAGCCUGUGCAGUUCUUCAGACUAGGACAUGAAAAUACACUCAUAACUGUCAAACCGAAACUGAUUCUUCAUUUCUAACAGCGCGCACUGCCGUCUUUUUUCAGUGUAAGUAAUGCACGCCAGUGGCCAGCAGGCGGCACUACACUACACUGUACUUGACUCCUGUUUUCCAUUUUUGUCAACGAUGCAACUACUAUUUUUUGUGACGUCAGCAGUAAGUAGCAGUGAAGCAUAUCAUACAUGAAGUAUUUCAUGAUGUAUUUUGACGUCAUUCCUGACUGCUGCCAUGGUAACCAACCGAACCAGUCGAAGUAGACAACCACUAAAUAACUGCUCCUGUUUCUGUUUUCCGGUGACACCUUCAGACUGUUCAGUCCAGGUCGGUAUCGUUUAUUAAAGUU
This is a messenger RNA of Synchiropus splendidus (mandarinfish), 1857 nucleotides long. RefSeq names its product BCL2 interacting protein 1b (gene bnip1b). Gene Ontology annotation, cellular component: SNARE complex; endoplasmic reticulum. NCBI's taxonomy places the organism in Eukaryota, Metazoa, Chordata, Actinopteri, Syngnathiformes, Callionymidae. Bases 674 to 1366 code for a protein of 230 amino acids. Gene Ontology annotation, biological process: retrograde vesicle-mediated transport, Golgi to endoplasmic reticulum. The record is from RefSeq and is a predicted model, not a curated record. The transcript is spliced from 6 exons. Gene Ontology annotation, molecular function: SNAP receptor activity.